CCUGUAAAAGAAUUCUACCGUUGCAGGAACUGCUUGCGUUACGUGGAACGGGAUGGAGUUCAUGGUUUGAAAGAAACUUUUGGGCUGUGAAUUGAGGCAUUGGGCAGAGUCAAGAUGGCCUCUCCGGCAGACAGCUGCAUCCAGUUCACCCGCCACGCAAGUGACGUACUUCUCAAUCUCAACCGCCUUCGGAGCCGGGAUAUCCUCACCGAUGUCGUUAUCAUCGUGAACCGGGAACAGUUCAGAGCCCACAAAACUGUCCUCAUGGCCUGCAGCGGCCUCUUCUACAGCAUAUUCACCGACCAGCUAAAGUGCAAUCUGAACAUCCUCACUCUGGCCCCAGACAUCAACCCCGAGGGAUUCUGCAUCCUGCUGGACUUCAUGUACACCUCCCGCCUCAACCUGAGGGAAAGCAACAUCAUGGCCGUCAUGGCCACCGCGCUCUACCUGCAGAUGGAGCACGUCGUCGAUACUUGCCGAAGGUUUGUCAAGUCUAGCGAAGCCGAAAUGGUCUCUGCAAUGAAGACGCCAAGGGAAGAGUUCUUGACGGGCCGGAUGCUGAGUCAUCCGGAGGUGAUGGCGUACAGGAGCCGGGAAGUCUCCGAGAACAACAUGCCUCUCCGAAACACGCCUCUCUGCGAUGGGAGGGCCUUUGCCUCCAGUUUGUAUAGUGGCCUGUCUGGAUCGCCCCUUUCCUACACUGGAUACAACCCCAUUCCAGUCAACGGUUUCCUCUUAGACGACGAGCUGCGAGAGACGAGGAUGCCCCUGCAGGAUGUCUCGAGGGUCAACCCUUUCCCAAAGGAGAGAACGGUGCCAUGUGACAGCUCCAGGACAAUCCCUACAGACUAUACCAGAGCCGUCACCGAUCUUUCAGCCAACACGUGCCAUGCCACCAUCUAUUCUCCAAAAGAGGCUGCUGCCGAAGAGGCCAGAAGUGACAUGCACUACAGCAUAGCCGCUGGUCCGAAGCCCGUCGCACCUUCGGUCCGAAACAAUCCCUACUUCGCCUGUGACAAAGUGGCCAAAGAAGAAGAGCGGACCUCUUCGGAAGACGAGAUAAGCCAACACUUCGAACCAACCAACGCACCAAUGAACCGAAAGGGUCUCAUCAGCCCCCAGAGCCCCCAGAAAUCAGACUGCCAACCCAACUCGCCAACUGAGUCCAGCAGCAGCAAGAACGCCCGCAUCGCUCAAAGCUCUGGAUCUCUGGGUACCAAGAGCCCUACCGACCCCAAAGCCUGCAACUGGAAGAAGUACAAAUUCAUCGUCCUCAACAACCUCAACCAGAGCACCAAGCAAGACGGUGCUGACCAGAACGAAGCGGGGACCCUCUCCCCUCGCUCCUACGUGUCUACGUCGGCUUGCCAGCAGUCCAUGGAACCUGAGAAUCUAGACGUCCAGUCCCCAACCAAGCUGAGCUUGAAUGGGGAAGACUCGACAAUCCCACAAGCAAGCAGGCUCAACAACAUUGUGAACAGAUCUCUGGAUGGGUCCCCUCGGAGCAGCGAGGGGCAGUCCCCUCUGUACCUGCAUUCCUCAAAAUGCAGCUCCUGUGGCUCCCAGUCCCCCCAGCAUUCUGAGAUGUGCCUUCACACCCCUGGCUCGACCUUCGGAGAGGAAAUGGGCGAAACCCACUCCGAAUACUCCGACUCCAGUUGUGAAAACGGAGCCUUCUUCUGCAAUGAGUGUGACUGUAGGUUCUCUGAAGAGGCUUCCCUCAAGAGACACUCCCUGCAGGCGCACAGUGAUAAGCCCUACAAGUGUGACCGUUGCCAGGCCUCCUUCCGCUACAAGGGAAACCUAGCCAGCCACAAAACCGUUCACACAGGCGAGAAGCCAUAUCGUUGCACUAUCUGCGGAGCGCAGUUCAACCGGCCGGCCAACCUGAAGACCCACACGCGCAUCCACUCUGGAGAGAAGCCCUACAAGUGUGAGACCUGCGGGGCCAGAUUUGUCCAGGUUGCCCAUCUCCGAGCUCAUGUGCUAAUCCACACUGGUGAAAAACCCUACCCCUGUGAAAUCUGUGGCACGCGCUUCCGGCACCUGCAGACGCUCAAAAGUCACCUUCGAAUCCACACCGGAGAGAAACCGUACCAUUGUGAGAAGUGUAACCUGCAUUUCCGCCACAAAAGCCAGCUGCGGCUCCACCUCCGGCAGAAACACGGCGCCAUCACCAACACCAAGGUGCAAUACCGCGUCUCGACAACAGAGCUGCCACCAGAACUGCCCAAGGCGUGCUGAAAGCCAGGUGGAUUUCUCUGCAGGGAGAGAGAGGAAGAGGUGUUUGAGGGAGAGGGGGAAAGAUAUCCAAAGGAUACUUGUAACACUUG
Messenger RNA from Emys orbicularis (European pond turtle), 2333 nucleotides. It is a transcript of the gene BCL6, whose product is annotated as BCL6 transcription repressor. Gene Ontology annotation, biological process: regulation of transcription by RNA polymerase II. The record is from RefSeq and is a predicted model, not a curated record. Gene Ontology annotation, molecular function: DNA-binding transcription factor activity, RNA polymerase II-specific; protein binding. Gene Ontology annotation, cellular component: nucleus. The transcript is spliced from 10 exons. Bases 115 to 2244 code for a protein of 709 amino acids. Lineage: Eukaryota; Metazoa; Chordata; Testudines; Emydidae.